Messenger RNA from Cuscuta europaea, 3177 nucleotides. The record is from the annotation of a GenBank genome assembly. NCBI's taxonomy places the organism in Eukaryota, Viridiplantae, Streptophyta, Magnoliopsida, Solanales, Convolvulaceae.
GAAGUGCCCAGCAUCAAAUUUGUAUUGCUCAGUCUGGUAGCUACCGAGUGUUGAUAUGAAUGGAUAUUUUUUCUGUAUCCUUCACCGCCCACUAUUCACAACCUCCCCCGGUAACACCCUUCUCAGUCUCCAUCCUCGCAGGGAAGAGCCAAACAGCGACACCAUCUUCCUCCGUACUCUCACUGAAACCUCUUCGUGACUCCCCUGACGGUUCCCGGCUCAUCCCUUAUUCAUCCUCAUCUACCAGCCCACGCCGCCCAACCCUUCACAAUCACCCAUCAACAACCUCCAAUACAAAGGUCUCUAAGCUCCCCAAGAAUCCCCUCAAGAAUCUCAUUAGUUCCAUUCCGCCCCCUCCGACUAUCCCAACCCCAUCACCACCCCCACCGUCGCCUCAAACCCUAUCUAGCAAGCUCCGGUUGUCUAGCAAACUUUUUCAGCCUCUGCCUCCACCACCACCUCAAGAAACAGUCAUUGACGAUGGUGACAAUGAAUUUGACUGGAGAUCUGGAAAUUCAGACUCCGCAGGAAUGGUACCUAGAGAUGAAUUUAGAGAGGAAGGUAAGAUCUUCGUGGGAAAUUUACCAUUGUGGGUCAAGAAGUGCGAGAUUGCAGAGUUCUUUAGGCAGUUUGGGCCUAUUAAAAACGUGAUUUUGAUAAAAGCUCACCAUGAAACUGACAAAAACAUGGGGUUUGGAUUUGUCAUAUAUGGAGGGCCCAUGGCCGAGAAGGCCGCAGCUAAAGCUGUGGAGUUUGACGGGGUUGAGUUUCAUGGGAGGGUGUUGACUGUGAAGCUCGAUGACGGAAGGAGAGUGAAAUCCAAAAGAGAGGAGAGAAUGAGAAUGGUGGAGGGAAAAGAUGAUGGAGAAGAGUACAAGUCCAAGUGGCAUGAAGAGAGGCAGGCUUCCAGGACAAAUUUGAGGAGAGUUAUAGAAUCGUAUCCUGAUAAUUGGCAAGCAGUGGUAAAAGCCUUUGAGAGAAUAAACAAGCCAUCCAGGAAGGAGUUCGGCUUGAUGGUGAAUUACUACGCUAGGCGUGGAGACAUGCAUCGUGCGAGAGAAAUGUUCGAGAAGAUGCGUGCCAGGGGAAUAAAGCCAACAUCUCAUGUAUAUACCAACCUGAUUCAUGCAUAUGCAGUGGGUAGAGACAUGGAUGAAGCACUGACGUGUGUGAAAAAAAUGAAAGAUGAAGGGCUUGAAAUGAGCUUGGUAACUUACAGUGUUAUCGUCAGUGGAUUUGCUAAAGUGGGCAAAGUCGAAGAUGCAGAGUGGUGGUUUCAAGGGGCCAAACAAGAGCAUAUGACCUUAAAUGCCAUCAUAUAUGGAAGCAUAAUAUAUGCUAAUUGCCAAACAGGUAAUAUGGAUAGAGCUGAAGAGUUGGUAAGAGAGAUGGAAGAAGAUGGAAUUGAUGCUCCAAUUGAUAUAUAUCACACAAUGAUGGAUGGUUAUACAAUUAGUGGGAAUGCUGAAAAAUGUCUGAUUGUGUUUGAUAGACUCAAGGAAUGUGGCUUUGCACCAUCAAUAGUCAGUUAUGGAUGCCUCAUUAAUUUGUAUGUGAAGUCCAAAAUGCUUUCUAAAGCAUUGGAAGUCAGUGAAAAGAUGAAAUUGGAUGGCAUAAGACAUAACAUGAAGACUUACUCUAUGUUGAUCAAUGGAUUCAUAAUUCUGAAGGACUGGGCCAACGCCUUUGCCAUUUUUGAAGAUCUGAUAAGGGAUGGUUUAAAACCGGAUCUUGUGCUUUACAAUAACAUCAUCAAAGCUUUCUGUGGGAUGGGAAACUUAGACCGUGCCAUCCGUAUGGUUGAUGAAAUGAAAAAACAGAGGCUUAAGCCUAGUUCAAGGACGUUUUUGCCCAUCAUUCAUGCUUUUGCAAAAGCUGGAGAUAUACGUAGAGCCCUCAACACUUUAGUGUUGAUGAGGAGGAAUGGUGUCACACCAACAGUCCACGUGUUUAAUUCUCUAAUUCUUGGCCUUGUUGGAAAGCUGCAGAUUGAGAAGGCUGUUGGCAUAUUGGAAGAGAUGUUGGUAGCUGGAAUUAGUCCUAAUGAACACACAUAUACAACAAUUAUGCAAGGCUAUGCAUCUGUUGGUGAUAUUGGAAAAGCUUUUCAGUAUUUCUCAAAACUAAAAUCUGAAGGUUUGGUGGUUGAUGUGUAUACGUAUGAGGCUUUGCUUAAGGCGUGUUGUAAAUCAGGGAGGAUGCAAAGCGCUUUAGCAGUGACUAAAGAAAUGAGUGCUAAUAACAUCCCAAGGAACACCUUUGUUUACAACAUCUUAGUUGAUGGGUGGGCGCGAAGAGGUGAUGUUUGGGAGGCCGCUGAUCUUAUGCAACAGAUGAGACAUGAAGGGGUUCAGCCUGAUAUCCAUACAUACACAUCUUUCAUUAGCGCUGCUUGCAAAGCCGGAGACAUGCAGAGAGCAGUGAGCACAAUCGAAGAAAUGAAAGCGGUGGGAGUGGAACCUAAUGUAAGAACGUAUACAACCCUAGUAAACGGGUGGGCCCGAGCUUCACUUCCGGAGAAGGCUUUGAGAUGUUUUGAAGAAAUGAAGAAUGCUGGAAUGAAGCCUGACAAAGCCACUUACCAUUGUUUGAUGACAUCACUUGUAUCGAGAGCUGCUGUCACCGAAGACUACAUCUUAACGGGCAUCUUAAAUGUUUGUGGGGAGAUGGUUGAGUCUGGCAUGACAGUUGAUAUGGGCACGGCCGUCCAUUGGUCCAAGUGCUUACGGAAGAUCGAGAGGGCAGGUGGCAGUAUAACAGAGUCCCUUCAAAAGACAUUUCCUCCCGACUGGAAUGCUCAUAAAACUCUCAUUGCAACUACGGUUGAUGUCAAUGACGAAGAUGAAGGUUCAGUUAACUGUGAAUAUGAUUAUGAUGAUGAUGCAUACCAAAGAUGAAAAGCUCCUAUGGAUCCAAAGAGAAUUUCUAGUACUCUUUUUAGUAAUAGAGUUCUUUUUUUUAUUUUAUUUUUCAUUUCCAAAAUUGGUACGAGAAUAUGUUUAAUGUCCAACUUUUUGGUAGAUAUAUGUAGUAGUAAAGCUGUUUGGUGUAAGGACUGGUGAUGCCAUUAGAUUUAAUAAAAAAUGUAUUGGAUUUUGUUGAGGAAGAAAAUUCUCUGAUGAAAUAGUAAAGAGAAUGGGGCCUUCUUUUUUGAUGUUAGGCACUCGACAUUUCUGA